CAACAUUCAUAUAUAUUUUUCAGGGUAGCAUACUCUACCCUACAAAAAAAACUACCAAGAACUAAGUACCUACAUAGUGCAAAAUUGCAAUAACGUGCAUUGUUUUUGUAAUAUUUGAAGCACCACGAGAUUAUUGUAUGCGUAUGUACUAUGUAGCUAAGUAGUACCCAGUGAUUCUGUGGUUAUUUCCUUUCCAAGAGUUAAAUGUGAACAGUGCAAGUAUCCAGUAACAUAAAACUUUACAAAUAAGUUUCAAUAUAAAUACUCGUUCUCCAUCGAAAAGUGUUCAGCGAGCAGCCAUGUUUAAACUAGAGAACAGCCCUGAUAGCGUUGACCAGGAAUUAGACUCGGAUCUCUUAGUAGUGGACCCGUCUUAUAACCCGGAAGUCUUGAACGAUUUAUUUUACAAUGACCCGUGCAUCAUCGAAAGUUUGACGGAUACGCUGAGUCGCCAGACGUCGUUUCCGGUAUCGCCGAUCGGCCCCCCGGACCGAUACCCGUUGAAUAAUGAGUCGCAGUUCGUGGUGCAAAUCAACAGUUCCGACGUCAAGCGGAAGAAAUACCUUUAUUCCCACAAAUUGAACCGUAUCUACGUGGACAUUGAGACUUGUUUCUGCAUCGAGUUCAAUUGGAACCAGAAGAUGUUCACGCACAGCGGGCCGAUGUAUGUGCGCUCGGUCGUGGUGUUCUCCGACAUGGCGCAGGCUCAGAAGAGGGUCGAGGUGUGUGUGCAACAUUACCACACGGCGAAGUCUGCCGGCAAACCUGACCUGGAAGCGAAGAACGUGCUGCUGUCGGCCCGCUCGGGCACGGACGGCGUGCACUACUGCGGCGUGCCCGAGCGGCCCGACUCCUGGCUGUCGGUGCUGGUGGAGUUCAACAAGACCUCGGACGAGCCGUGUCUGCACGCGUACCAGUUCGUCUGCAAGAACUCUUGCUCCACCGGCAUCAACCGCCGCUCCAUCGAGAUCAUCUUCACUCUUGAAGAUAAGAGCGGCAAGGUGUUCGGCCGGCAGACGGUGGGGGCGCGCGUGUGCGCAUGUCCCAACCGCGACCUGUGCAAGGACGAGAAGGACGCGCCCGCCGCCGGCCCGCCGACCAAGAAGCGCCGCUGCGAGCCCGCGCGCGACCCCGCGCACCACGCCGCGCACCACACCCCGCAACACGCCCCGCAACACCCCGCGCACGAACACCUGCCGCUACUGCCCGCGCUCCCGGUGGUUGACAAACACAUCCUGGAAACUGGGCUGUUGAUGAUCCUCCGCAUGACGGAGCAGGCCGCGGCCGACCGGAGCGGCGAUCCGCAAGCCGUCGCCAACUGUAAAAAAUCUAUCGCCGCCUUCGAGAAAUAUCUCGCAGACAUGAAACAGCCGCCAUCUUGAAUUUAUUUGAACCUAUUUAAAAAUAAUUAUGAAUGUACCCUUUUUUAUAUAAUUUUUACGAAAAAAUUUACUUUUUUUUUAAAUAAUGAAUACUACUUACAUUUUUUUUUGUCGAACGUGUUUUUAUUUUUGUGAAUACCGUUCGCUAUAAAUUAUGGCGGUCUUAGACAUUAUAAGAGAAUUAGUAAUGCGCCAUUUUAUAAUAAAUGGUAUUGUAGUAAGUGUUAAAAAUAAUGACACGUCCAUUGUUAGAUUAUUGGUUAUUAUUACGUAUAGUGGUAAAUAUUAACACAAUUAUGCCACCCUGUUGGAGCUGGAUAUACACAGGCUGAUCCCGGAACGCGACACACUUACGUGGGCCACUAUGGCGGGUUUUAACACUUUGUGUACGGCGCGGUGGUCGCUAUCCGGGCGGAUAUAAAAUAUAUCCUACCAGAAAACUGUCAAACUAAUCAACAUCUAUAACUAUGUGCAGUGUUAAUAACACACAAUAUAGUUGCGGUCAAUUACAUAAACAAUAAUAAUACGUGGAUAUAUUUUUCAAUUCCAAAAGAAUGUAAACGUUGACAGGAAAAUGUUCUACAUCAAUUACUACGUUUUUAUACAUUUUGUAGUUAUUACACAUUCAUUUGAGGCUGACUGUACCUAUACAAGUUCGUGAAUACAUUUUGAAGCUCGUUAUUGUCCAUUCAGAAAUUUUAACGUUGUCAAUGUUUGCUGUUCUUAGUGCCUUUAUGAAAUCUAAAUUUGGUGCUGUUUUAGCCCACAGUGAUAUCCAUAUAUCACAUAAAAUGUGUAAUAUUUAUAUAUAUAAGCAUGUAAUAUAGAUAGUCAGCCACAAAAAUAGUCGAACAAAUUCAAAAUUUUAAUACUGUUUUAUACAUUCACUCGGAAUGAAAUAUAUAUUUUUUUCUUUAAAUAAUAAAGUAAUUCCCUUUGAUGUUUAUGUUUGUGUAGAUAAGAACAUAAAAGCUUAAAAAUUUAUAUUUUGGAUUUGUAUAGCUACUUUUGUGUCUGACUGUACACUAGUAGCUUAAAUUUAUUGCUAUUUUUGUAUUUUAGUAUAGUUAUUUAGCGUUAUGUUUGGAUCGGCGAAAAGUGAAAGUUUCCGAAAGUAACCGACACAACGUAUAGGUACUACAUAUACAUAAAUGCAGUCUGCAAAUCACUAAUGAUAAUUAAGAUUUUAUAUAAGUAAAUUACAAAAGAGAAGCCGGCAAGGAUCGGAUUAUAUGGACCACUCGUUUUCGAAAUGAUCUGAUGACCCUUUGUAAUCGUUACUAAGAUCCAGUAAGAGCUACGGUCACAAACUGUGUACGCUCAAAUCAUAUUCAUAUGCGUGUACCUACUGAGAAUAGCAAAACAGCGUAUAAAAGGCGUCAUGAAUUCUUUUAAAAGUAUUAAGUGCAUUGGCCCUUAUAAAAAACAGUGAAAUAUUUUAAAAUAAAAAAUAUUUUAAGGUCAAGGGCUCUAUUCCGUCUAUAAGGGCAAAUCUGUCUUUUUGUAAUUACGGGCGUUUCAUUAGAAGGACAGCUUCAAUAGCCGUUAGGUAAUAGACAAAAAAACCUAUUUACCUAUAUAAAAACCAAACUACUGAACCGAUUUUGAAAAAAAAAGUCAAUGGGACCAGUGGAAAGUGUAAUGUUUAAAUAAAAAAAAUCCAAAUCGGUUAAAAUGUGUUAAAUUUCGCCUCCUAGUUUUUCGCCCGUUUUAUUUAUAGUCAAAAUAUUAUAAUUAAGUGUAUUUUAAUGUUAAGGCUAUUGUGACGUAACAUGGAGAUUCAUAAACAUUUUAAAGCAGAUUCAGCAUUCCACAAGUGCCUUAUCUAAAUAUGGGUAUGCGUCAUUACGUGACCCAAAUACUUAUUUGACCAAGAAAUAAUAGUCAAUAAAACUACUCAUACACGCUAUUUUUACCUUACAACUAGCUUUUGCUCACGGCUUCCCCCGUGAAAGCAAAUCCAAAUUUAAUCUAAAUCCAUUCGGUAUUUUUGAGUUUAUAGAGUUCAUACAGAAGGCGAGCAACUUUGUUUUACAAUAUGUAAUGAUGCAGCCUUCCCAACGUUGUACUGUAAACAUGUAAACAUUUUCAAAAAAAUCGUUUUUUUACGACUUUUAAAUUCAGCCACGUAUUAUUACCUAUAGAAAUUUUUCUUUACAUUGUUGGAAUACAACUGUCGACUUUACGGAGGUGGGCGUUAAUAUCUGCGACACAGUUACCCAACUAAUGCAGAUAUUUUCGAACAUUGUAUUUUAAAAAAAACUGUAUUAUUAUUAUUAUUCAUAGUUACGUCACCCUUGUAAAAUUGCAUAAGAAAUUACCGGCUUGCACAAAAUACAACAUAAUUGAAAAGCGUAUUUUUUUAUAUAUCUAUUUUGACAUUUGUUAAUGUGUAACGUAUCUACUCCAGACGUUACGUUGCGAUAAGUCACUUUCAUACCUAUUCUUAAGGAUUUAUUUCACAACUAAGUAAACGCUAUACUGCCGUGCUAAGCCCAAAGGCGGUAAUUCAAAAAAAAUCUAUAUCUUAAUUUUUAUGUUGAAGCUUAAAGAAAUGCCCAUCCAAUUAACUUACCUAAAUAACGGUAUCUUGUUUAAAACUUGUUAAAAAACCUUAAAAGAGUUUCUCUGUCUCAGUUUUACAUGCAAAACUAUAUUUACAAAACUUCGAUUAUCUCGAAAUAAGGUUUCCCUGACAUACCGCUUCUGCGCUUAGCGCGGCAAUACACGUCACGUAAAUGUAUGUAUAAGCCGACCAAAUAUAAUAGUCGCAUUAAUCUAUGCUCUCCAAAUAAAUGGUAAUAAAAUGAAUGCCAACUACAUUAGCUGCUUAAUAUGAUGUUAAAUAAAAUUUAUUUGAAACUUGUGAAACAGAUCAUACUAGUAAUAUUGCUAGUUUGUAUUACUCCGCUUUCGGCAAAGGGAUGAAAAUCCUUAGAUCUUAAAACGAAUAUUUUUGUAUUACAAAUAUUUAUGCAAUGUUUUAAUAUAAGCAUAACAUGUUAAUUACUUUAGCAAAAAUAAAUAAUUAAAUUAAAACACUUACUAAUCGAAUUCUUGGUGAAAUGGUGCGUUUUAUCAUGCAAUAUUAUUGAUUUCGGGCGGAAUUUUUAUUAUCUUACUUAUAAUAAAAUACACUAAAAUCAUAUGCAUAUUAGAAGAAAAUAACAGAGAUACAAGGAAUCCAUAAAAGAAAUAGAUUUUUUAAAAUUUUUGUUUGCUUUACCUAUUGGAUUUAAUACUGUAAUAAAAAUGAUAGGCCCUAAUACGUACCAAUUCAAUAUACAUAUGGAGAAUCUACAUAAUUCUUCGUGAUAAUUAUCAAAGCCGCCCAGAUAUCUUAUCGUUGUCUUCCCCGAUAUAGUAUGAUAAAACUAAUGUAGCAACGAUUAUAAUUAUGUAUAAUAUUGUUUCACCUAAGUGCCUAGAAACGUCAAUAUCGGCGUUUUUUAAAAUGUCCGCCUUUAUCAUAUUAUGCGACAUAGUAUAACUCUGUCAAUGAUUUUUAGAAAGGCAAGUCUAUACUAAAAAAUGGCAAAUAUUAUUAUUAGAUUUACCUUACUUACAGUUAACACAAUAAAUAAUAAAUGACAAUUUAAAUGUAUGAAGAAAUUGGUAACACUGACAUAACGGUUUUUGUAAACAUAUUUUAAAUUUAGAUCAUGUACAAUUUUAGCAGAAACUAAGUAGUGUAACAGAUAAGGGUUAAAAUUAGCUUAGUAUAUGUUUUAAAUUAUAUAUUUUUCGUACGUGAUUUAACUAUUUUUAAAUACUUAAUUAGUACGAGCGCACAUCCACGUACGAAACAAAAUAUUUACACGAUAUUUUCAUCGACCAAUAUUUUGUAAUUUACAUAAAAUGACAAUUAUUCAGAUAAUUGUGAUUGACAAAAUUUAAAGCUUUUAUAGAAGUUUCGUGAAUGUUUCAAUGUGGAUAUGCGUGGGCAGUAAGAAGUAUAUUUGUAAUGAAUACCAAUGUUUAAUACCAAAUAUUGGUAUAUAAUUGUUAAUAGUUUUAAUAAAUAUUUUUUUUAUUUUA
This is a messenger RNA of Manduca sexta (tobacco hornworm), 5420 nucleotides long. RefSeq names its product cellular tumor antigen p53. Gene Ontology annotation, cellular component: nucleus. Gene Ontology annotation, molecular function: DNA-binding transcription factor activity, RNA polymerase II-specific; RNA polymerase II cis-regulatory region sequence-specific DNA binding. Gene Ontology annotation, biological process: apoptotic process; regulation of transcription by RNA polymerase II. Bases 300 to 1382 code for a protein of 360 amino acids. Lineage: Eukaryota; Metazoa; Arthropoda; Insecta; Lepidoptera; Sphingidae. The record is from RefSeq and is a predicted model, not a curated record. The transcript has 8 exons.